UGGAUUUACAAAUCCUUUAUUUAAAAUGGCAACGCCGAGUUUCUGUUGACAACAUUAGCAAUUUUAGCUAAAUAGUUAUUUCUGAUUCUAGGCAAAACGUUGUUUCUCUUAACUUUUGAUAGAAAGUGAAAUUUCCGUCAAUAUGUCGGAUGGAAAUGAAAAUAACUCCUAUGGAGGUUGUGAGGGACCAAACGCCAUGUAUGUAAAGCUCAUUUCCUCCGAUGGCCAUGAAUUCAUUGUGAAAAGGGAACACGCUCUGACUUCAGGCACUAUUAAAGCUAUGUUAUCUGGUCCUGGACAGUUUGCUGAAAAUGAAACAAAUGAGGUCAACUUCCGUGAAAUUCCGUCUCAUGUCUUGCAGAAGGUAUGCAUGUAUUUCACAUACAAAGUCCGCUACACAAAUAGUUCAACAGAAAUUCCUGAAUUCCCUAUUGCCCCUGAAAUUGCUCUUGAGUUGCUUAUGGCUGCAAAUUUUCUGGACUGUUAGACAUGCAAGCUUAUUGAACAAUCUUCAUGAAUUUAAUAUCUCACUUUAUUAAAUGUGGAAGUUCUAAAUACAAUGUCAGUACUAGCUGGUUAAACAAUA
Molecule: messenger RNA, 586 nt
Organism: Daphnia magna
Lineage: Eukaryota; Metazoa; Arthropoda; Branchiopoda; Diplostraca; Daphniidae
Gene: EloC
Product: elongin-C
Exons: 3
Coding region: 143-487 (114 amino acids)
Biological process (GO): ubiquitin-dependent protein catabolic process
Cellular component (GO): elongin complex
Molecular function (GO): protein-macromolecule adaptor activity
Source: RefSeq, a predicted model, not a curated record